AUGUGUGGUAUACUCCUUCAUUAUCAUCCACAUCUAAACGGUGACAUUGAUGACGAGUAUGCUGAAUUUGACGAAUCAGCUUUAUAUAACAAGAAGUUGUCAUGUAAUAAUUCAUCAGCGAAAUUUAAUAAAAUGAUUCCAUAUAUUGUGGAUCGAGGACCAAAUUUUGCUUCAGUUAGGACAUCUAAAGCGCAUGGAAUCACUUGGUUUUCUUCAGUGCUGUCAUUGAGAAGGCCACUUUGCAAGCAGAGCAUUAAAGUGCAUGAUAGGUAUAUUCUUCAAUACAACGGUGAGCUUUACAAUGAUGAUAUAUCUCACAAUGACUCCCAAUAUAUUGCUGGCCUGCUUGAAAAAUUGCCAGUAGAUGUGGUAUUGCGGCGGUUAUAUGGUGAAUUUGCGUAUUCAAUUUACAAUACAAAGACCAAGUGCAUAUAUUUUGGGAGAGAUAGCGUUGGAAAACGCAGCUUGAGCUAUCACCAGGACAAUGAAACGGGCGAGUUGUUUAUCACAAGUGUUAGUGGUAAAUUGGAAGGGUUUAAAGCUUGCGAUGCAGGGAUAAUAUACGUGUAUGAUACCGUGAGAAGGACAUUGUACAAUGAUAUGCGUCUUAGAGAAUACUAUCAAGUCUCCGGGACACACGAUACUGAUGUUGAACUUCUUCAAUCCAAUGUUGAUCUUUUGUACAACAAAUUAUACGAUUCUAUCAACAAACGAUUAACAACCAUUGAACCACUUCAUGAAGAAAAUAAGACUCACGUUAGUGUUCUAUUUUCGGGUGGCUUAGAUUGUUCAGUAAUUGCUGCUUUAAUUUGUGAGCAGUGGAAAGUCAAUAGUGAUGCAGUGUUGGAAUUACUAAAUGUGGCAUUUGAGAACCCAAGAACUGGUAUGAAACCCUCCGAGGCACCAGAUAGAAUCUUGUCCAAGAGAUCUGUCAAAAUACUGCGCAAACUUUACCCGCAGACUAAGAUUAAACUUGUGGAGGUAGAUGUAUCCUACGAUGAUUAUUUGAAACACAAACCUGUAGUAAUUGAUUUGAUGUACCCAAAGGAUACAGAAAUGGACUUAUCUAUAGCCAUAGCCUUUUACUUUGCUUCCAAAGGCCAUGGUAGUUUACAGGAGGGUGAUAAGACGAUUUCAUAUCAAAGACGUAGCUUAGUUCUUUUCAGCGGUCUUGGCGCAGACGAAUUAUAUGGUGGCUACCAUAAAUUUAACAACAAAAGUCCGGAGUUAUUGAUAAAAGAAUUAACCAAGCAAAUCAACAAUAUAUAUGAUAGAAAUUUGGAUAGAGAUGACAAGUGUAUGGCUUGCAAUGGUAUUGAAAUUCGUUAUCCCUUCCUGGACGAAGAAGUAAUUAACUUAUCAACAUCCUUACCCAUUAAUUACAAGACAAACAAAAAUAUUCUCAGGCUGUUAGCCACCAAUAAGCUUCAAUUGAUGGAUAUCGGUGAAGAACCCAAAAGAGCUAUCCAGUUUGGCGCAAAAAGUGCCAAAAUGACAAAGGAGAGCAGCAGUAAGAAGGGUACUAGUGUUAUAACGCCAUAG
Molecule: messenger RNA, 1542 nt
Organism: Eremothecium cymbalariae DBVPG#7215
Lineage: Eukaryota; Fungi; Ascomycota; Saccharomycetes; Saccharomycetales; Saccharomycetaceae
Product: putative asparagine synthase
Exons: 1
Coding region: 1-1542 (513 amino acids)
Molecular function (GO): asparagine synthase (glutamine-hydrolyzing) activity
Source: RefSeq, a predicted model, not a curated record